This is a messenger RNA of Pararge aegeria (speckled wood butterfly), 2541 nucleotides long. Its product is annotated as zinc finger protein 2-like. Gene Ontology annotation, molecular function: DNA-binding transcription activator activity, RNA polymerase II-specific; RNA polymerase II cis-regulatory region sequence-specific DNA binding. Lineage: Eukaryota; Metazoa; Arthropoda; Insecta; Lepidoptera; Nymphalidae. Gene Ontology annotation, biological process: regulation of transcription by RNA polymerase II. The record is from RefSeq and is a predicted model, not a curated record. Bases 610 to 2448 code for a protein of 612 amino acids. The transcript is spliced from 5 exons. Gene Ontology annotation, cellular component: nucleus.
AUGUAAAGAGUGUUGUAUAAGAAAUCACCGUUCAUUUUUUAAAUGAAAAUCUAAUUCAUAUCAAAAGUGAUUUAACACGCUCAUUCAUGAAUAAGUAUACGACUCGAGUAACCAAACGCUCUAUUCAUUCAUUGUAUAUUCUAAUAGUAAAAAAAGAAGUUGAAAUUGAGCUGAUAAAAAAUUCAGUAUGGCUUACCGAAACCUGACGUAUAACUGCUGAAAAUAAUAACUACAGCAGUAUUCAGCAAAGGAACAAAUAAUAUGGUAGUUAUUUUGGUAGUGGUACCAUCUAGUUAAUAUCCUGGUUCAUAUGAAUCUCUGCCGAGACAAUAAUCUGGGAGGCUCUGCUGUGGUCUUAAUGUGGCAUUGUUUUUUAAGUGAAACUUCUAUAGAAUCGCUGUGAUUUCAAACUCGAUGAAACGAAAAAACAAGUCCAUAGAGACAAACACAUAAAUGUAUAGGAUUCAGCCGGCUAGAGAAUGAGAUAGAACAGACGUUCUUGGACUCCCAUGUGUUUAUUGCAUGUUUUGCGCCUGCGUAUUGGAAAGUUUUAUAAGUGUGUUGAUUGGGUCAAUAUUUUCAUCUCCUUGAUACAUAAAUUCUAAAAUUAUGCCAAAAACUAAAGCUGAAAAAAAUCGUGAAUACUGGCGGAGAAAAAAUGAAAAAAAAAUAAAAAAAAUCGCAAAAAGUUCUACGGAACGUGUCCGAGAAUUUCGUGCACGUCAAAAAAAGUUAUUAUCACAUGUACAAAAUGAAAAUAAUAGUUCUAACGUGAAUGAUAAUGUGCCCGGUGCACAAAAUAACAAAACAGAACAACUAAUGUGUAAUUUCGCAUCCACAAUGCCGAGGCCUGACGACCUUCAUUUACGCGUUAAAGAAGACCCCGAUAGAGAUGCGCAGACAGAAUUAAAGGAGACCGUAAACAAAUUUGAAAUUGUCAUUGUAAAAGAAGAAAGAAGUUGCAAUUCUAUGCUCGAUGAAGGCACAGAAGAAAUAAACGGAGAUGACGAGCAAGAGAUUGAUGCCAACAAUGAGUUUAUUGUACCGGAUAAGAAAUAUUCUAUGUCUGAUGUUCUUAGCAAAGCUCUGUAUAACGAAACAUUAGCGUUCAGCUCUGAAGAUGUUAAACAAGUGUACAAAACACAGUGUCCCCUGAAGUAUGAAAUUGAAACCUUCACAUGUACACUUUGUGAUAUGGAAUUUACCACGCAAUAUGAGUACAAUAGUCAUAUGAGCAUUCAUAUCAAGAACGGCGACAUCGUUGGUGAAUGUGAGACAUCACAAGCACGUACCGCUGCGAACUCAAACGAUGUCACCGCACACGUCACGGGGCACAAGCAUGCUGUUCAAAAUCAGGAUAAUGACCCGCGAUCAGAAGUCAAAGUCGCACCUCGAACCGGCAGAAUAGCGAGACAUGCAAAACAUACAAAAGUACCCUCAAAUGAAGAAGCCGAUAUAAUAAGGAAUAGUAGUGUGUUCAACAUUAACGCACACGAAAUAGACAACCAAUCAUCUGAGAGCAAUGAAACAAACAUGACCGAUAAACGCACUGUAGUGAAAAUAUAUGAAAGCCUCAAAGAACUCAAGAAAUUGCGAUAUUCAAAAGAAAGUAAGAAAAUCAGAGCGCAAAAUGGUGGGAAGGCCUAUACAUGUGAGGUGUGCAUGUAUAAAUGUGCAAGCUAUAGUCAACUUGUGUUGCAUAUGCGGACGCACACAGGCGAAAAACCAUAUUCUUGUGAGUUGUGCGAUUAUAAAUGUGCGCAGAAUAGUAAUCUGCACCGGCACAUGUUAACGCACACUGGUGAAACCCCGUAUUCUUGUGAGGUAUGCGAGUACAAAUGUGCACGGAAGAGUUAUUUAGUGGUUCAUAUGCGAACGCACACAGGCGAGAAACCUUUCCCUUGUACGGUAUGCGAGUAUAAAUGCUCGCGAAAUAGUGAUUUAGUGUCGCAUAUGCGAACGCACACCGGUGAAAAGCCCUUUUCUUGUAAGUUAUGCGAGUUUAAAUGUGCACACAGUAAAAGCCUACUUUUACAUAUGCGAACGCACACUGGCGAAAAGCCAUAUUCUUGUAAGAUAUGCGAGUAUAGAUGUGCACGAAACAGUGAUUUAGUGUCGCAUAUGCGAACGCACACUGGUGAAACUCCCUAUUCUUGUGACUUCUGCGUGUUUAAAUGUGCACAUAAUAAAAGUUUAGUGUUGCACAUGAGAACGCACACUGGUGAAAAGCCUUAUUCUUGUAACCUAUGUGAGUACAAAUGUGCACAAAGUAGUAACCUUUUGUUGCACAUGCGCAAUCACAGUGGAGAAAAACCUUAUUCGUGCAAACUAUGCGAGUAUAAAUGUGCUAAUAACAGUGCACUAGUGAAGCACAUAAAAACGCACAACAGGGAAAAGCCUUAUUCUUGUAAGUUAAGAGAGAAUAAAUGUGCCCAAACUGGUGAUUAGUGUGCACAUGUGAACGCACACUGGUAAUAAAUGCAUGGAUUGGAAUAGGUAAUGCUUAUACAAAAAUACAAACAAUAUCAGGGGGCGUUCUUA